ACGGUUAGGCAAGUUUGGUUCCACAAUUGGCUUCCAUUUUGGUAUAAAUUUACAGUUUGGUGGAUCGGAUCAAUCCUCUGACGCGCUUCUUCUCCUUCGCGAUAAAACCUAAGAAAGAUUCCCCUUUCCUUCAAUCCAGCAUCCGCCAUGGAUCUUGAGGCUGACAUCCGGGCAUUACAGCUUGAUUCGGCAGAAGAAAACAACGGAGUUGUCGUUUCUGAAGAUCAUCACCCAGAUGGAGUUGAGAAAUUGGAUAAAGCAGAAGAAGACCUGAAAGAUAAUUUGCAAGAAUCAGCUCCAGUACCUGUUGAGCAACAAGCUACUGAGGAUCAUGAUCAGGAAAUGCUCCUUCCAGUGCAUAACCCAGCGAAAGCUAAAGAGAAGGCAGCCCAAGAGAAGGCUGCGAAAGAGGAAGCGGAAGAAGAGGCAGAAGCAAACAAAAAGCGACACUUGAAUUGUGUCUUUAUUGGUCAUGUUGAUGCAGGAAAGUCUACAAUUGGAGGACAGAUUCUCUUUCUCAGCGGUCAGGUGGACGACCGACAAAUCCAGAAGUAUGAGAAGGAAGCAAAAGACAAAAGUAGAGAAAGUUGGUAUAUGGCAUAUAUAAUGGAUACAAAUGAAGAAGAGAGGGCCAAGGGUAAAACAGUUGAAGUUGAAGGCUCAUUUUGAAACUGAAAGCACAAGGUUUACCAUUUUGGAUGCUCC
Messenger RNA from Raphanus sativus (radish), 705 nucleotides. RefSeq lists its product as uncharacterized. The record is from RefSeq and is a predicted model, not a curated record. Bases 148 to 669 code for a protein of 173 amino acids. Gene Ontology annotation, cellular component: translation release factor complex. Gene Ontology annotation, biological process: translation. Gene Ontology annotation, molecular function: translation release factor activity; GTP binding; GTPase activity. Lineage: Eukaryota; Viridiplantae; Streptophyta; Magnoliopsida; Brassicales; Brassicaceae. The transcript is spliced from 9 exons.